AUGGAUUUCCCCCAACACAGCAAACAAGUCCUGGAACAGCUGAACCAGCAGCGGCAGCUGGGUUUACUCUGCGACUGCACUUUCGUGGUGGACGGCAUCGAUUUCAAAGCCCACAAAGCCGUGCUGGCAGCCUGCAGCGAGUAUUUCAGGAUGCUUUUCGUUGACCAGAAGGACGUGGUGCACCUUGACAUCAGCAACGCAGCAGGCUUGGGCCAGGUUUUAGAGUUCAUGUACACGGCUAAGCUGAGCCUAAACCCCGACAACGUGGAAGAUGUGCUGGCUGUGGCAGGUUUCCUUCAGAUGCAGGAGGUCGUCAGCGCUUGUCACGCUCUCAAAUCCGUCGCUGUGCUGGCAAAAAGCCCCGCUGAGAGCCAGCGGCCCCCGGCCGAGGUCGGAGCCAACAAGGUGGCUGUCAAGGACGAGACGUUGGCAGCAGAAGCACUGGAUGAUCUUGACAAAAUAAAACCAGUUCCUCCCGAUCCAGAGGGGAAGGAAGAGACGCCCGCGGCCGCAGCAGCACAGCCCGAGGCGCAGAGGGAGCAGCAGGGUGGCCAGGAGGGGGCAGAUGCUGCCAUCCCAGAGGAUCCCAACACCAAAUUUCCUGGCCACCCGCAGCCGAUGGAGAGCGCGAUGGGCAGCAGCAGCCCUUCAGCAAAGGGCAGCGUCUCUCCAGGUGCCGAAACAGGAGCAUCCCCGUUUCCUACAGAGAUGGAGCUGGAAGGGAAGGAGGAAGAGGGGGAGAUGAUGGCAGAGGAUGAAGAAGAGGUUAAAAUCCCUGAGGAAGAGCCACCCCGGUUAGAAAACGGAGACAACACGGAAGAUAACGAGUCGGGGAGCACCGACUCCGGGCAGGAGAACUCGGUUGAAACUCGUCUGCUGCGUUCGGGCACUUACAGCGACAGGACCGAGUCCAAAGCCUACGGCUCCGUCACGCACAAGUGUGAGGAUUGCGGGAAGGAGUUCACCCACACCGGGAACUUCAAGCGACACAUCCGUAUCCACACCGGCGAGAAACCCUUCUCCUGCAGGGAGUGUAACAAAGCCUUUUCCGACCCAGCUGCCUGCAAAGCCCACGAGAAGACACACAGCCCUCUGAAGCCUUACGGCUGCGAGGAGUGCGGGAAGAGCUACCGCCUCAUCAGCUUGCUGAACCUCCACAAGAAACGGCACACGGGGGAGGCCAAAUACCGCUGCGACGACUGCGGCAAGCUCUUCACCACCUCUGGCAACCUCAAACGGCAUCAGCUGGUCCACAGCGGGGAGAAACCCUACCAGUGUGACUACUGCGGGCGCUCCUUCUCCGAUCCCACCUCUAAAAUGCGGCACCUGGAGACUCACGACACCAACAAAGAGCACAAGUGUCCUCACUGCGACAAGAAAUUCAACCAGGUGGGGAAUUUGAAGGCUCAUUUGAAGAUUCACAUCGCGGACGGACCCCUGAAGUGUCGGGAGUGCGGCAAACAGUUCACCACUUCAGGCAACUUGAAACGUCACCUCCGGAUCCACAGCGGCGAGAAACCCUACGUCUGCGUCCACUGCCAGCGCCAGUUCGCCGAUCCCGGGGCGCUCCAACGACACGUCCGCAUCCACACCGGAGAGAAGCCGUGUCAGUGCUUGAUCUGCGGGAAAGCCUUCACCCAAGCGAGCUCCCUCAUCGCCCACGUGCGUCAGCACACGGGGGAGAAACCCUACGUCUGCGAACGCUGUGGCAAGAGGUUCGUUCAAUCAAGUCAACUGGCCAACCACAUCCGUCACCACGACAAUAUCCGACCCCAUAAAUGCACCGUCUGUAACAAAGCCUUCGUCAACGUGGGUGAUCUCUCCAAACACAUCAUUAUUCACACUGGGGAGAAGCCUUUCCUGUGUGAUAAGUGCGGUCGUGGUUUUAACCGAGUGGACAAUUUACGUUCUCACGUGAAGACGGUGCAUCAAGGCAAAGCUGGGAUUAAAAUCCUGGAGCCAGAAGAAGGGGAUGAGGUCAACAUUGUCACCGUGGCUUCUGAUGAGAUGGUGACACUGGCUACCGAGGCGCUGGCUGCCACCGCUGUCACGCAGCUGACAG
This is a messenger RNA of Antrostomus carolinensis (chuck-will's-widow), 2062 nucleotides long. It is a transcript of the gene ZBTB17, whose product is annotated as zinc finger and BTB domain containing 17. The annotation marks the transcript as partial. Gene Ontology annotation, molecular function: protein binding; DNA-binding transcription factor activity, RNA polymerase II-specific; RNA polymerase II cis-regulatory region sequence-specific DNA binding. Gene Ontology annotation, biological process: regulation of transcription by RNA polymerase II. Lineage: Eukaryota; Metazoa; Chordata; Aves; Caprimulgiformes; Caprimulgidae. The record is from RefSeq and is a predicted model, not a curated record. The transcript has 12 exons.